CUUGGCACAAAAGCGAGAGUGGAAGUCGCCCCAGGCCCCAUGUCACGGCAUUACAGGAGGCUGUUGCCUAGGUGUAGCCGCAUCACCUCUUUAAAUAACUUGGUUUUCCAGUAACGACACGGGAGUUUAUCCCUUGUCCGAAAGUACGGCUCAUGUCAGCAAAAAAGAUCCGUCUUCUCCGAGACCUUUGUUUAUUUUUUCGGUACAACGCAUUGCACGGGUCAACAUCUUCCACGACUAUAAACCGAUAAUGAGGGCAUGGGAGCAGGUCGUACUUUUUCUCGGGAUUGUUUUCUUUGUCAAACUAUCAUCAGCUAUUCCACUGAACGACAUGGGGUGCGAGAUCCCGGAACCUGGAACGAAGACAAUUGCGGCCCCUGCCGAUUUGGAAACUUUGGCUUCUUGCGAGACGGUCACGGGAAGCAUUGCAAUCCAUAAAGAUCUCAAAGGCGACCUGUCAAUCAACGAAGUCAAGGAAAUAACCGGAAGCCUCACGGCCAUUGGAGCCCACAAGCUGGACUCGCUAUCGGCGGAUUCUCUUGAGAGCUUGGGAGAUUUCGAGCUCAAUGAUCUAUCCCAGCUGUCGACGUUGGCUUUCCCCAAAUUAUCCUCUGUGGGCGAAAUCUCAUGGAACUAUUUGCCAGCCCUUGGGAAUCUAACAUUUGCAACUGAAAUCACGCGCGCCCGGUCCAUUUAUAUCAGGAACACCUUUUUGUCGUCUGUUGAUGGAAUAAACCCGAUUACUGUGAAAGAUCUCUUGAUCUCCGACAAUUCGUAUUUUAAAGACAUAACAUUUCCAACAACAAAUAUUACCGGUCUACUCUCCAUUCAAGAUAAUGCUGAAUUGGCCAAAUUUUCGUUCCCUGAACUAAUUUCGGCCAGCGAUAUCGCCCUCCGGGACUUGGGGAAUAUAUCGAUGCCUGUUCUGACGACUAUACAAAAUAACUUGAACAUUACCCGCUUUGGCGGCGCAGAAAUCAGCUUGCCUCACUUGGCAUCUGUUGGGCCCCUGCUAGCAAUAUCAGACUGCCCUAACCUAUCAAAAAUAUCCCUGCCGGAGUUAUGGUCUACAAGGGGUGAUUUUGAGAUUUCCGGGAAUCCGAAGAUUGCAUCUUUGUCCUUUCCCAAAUUUUCGGAAGCCGGCAUGAAUAUCAGGUUCCAAGGCAAUUUCUCCAGCGUCGACUUGCCAAACCUUUCUAGCGUGCAAGGAGACGUCAAUUUAAUCUCCGACAAAACACUCAACUGCUCAGACCUGCUGGCCAUGCAAAAAUCCGGCGCGAUAAACGGCAAUCUAUAUUGCUCGGGAGACGCCAAAGCAAGUACACCACAUAACAACAACACCAACAACUCCAACAGCUCCAACGACCAUAAAAAUUCAUCCAGCAGCAACAGCGCCACCAUAGUCAAAUCCGUCAUGGGCAGCUGCGUUUCGCUCGCAGCGGUGCUUGUUUUGCUCUCCCUCUGGACCAGGGCGAAGCACAAGAAAACCCUCGCGAAACAGGAACGGGAGAGGGCAGCGAGCCGCAAUGCUAGGGGUGUGGAACAGGAGGAAGAAAUGAAUACGAGUGAGAUGGGAAGGUUACGGCCGCGAACGCCGCCGAGGGUUGAGACGCAGAGCAUUGCGCCUUCGUACGAGACGCAGAGUGUUUUGUCUUUUCCGCCUCCGCCGUAUUCGAGAUAUUGAGAUCUGGGCUUCAUUGCGGGUCUGGUGACUGCUGGGUGUACAGUUGUAGCUACCUACGGCUAAUUAAAGAGUACUCGGCAGGGCGUUCAAGGGGCGGGCGGAUUUUCAGUGGCGUUGAUACGAAGAAUUAAGCAAAUACCAGCACUAUCAGGGCUGCCAAUACUAGUAGCAAGC
Messenger RNA from Aplosporella prunicola CBS 121167, 1858 nucleotides. RefSeq lists its product as uncharacterized. Bases 251 to 1684 code for a protein of 477 amino acids. Gene Ontology annotation, cellular component: plasma membrane; fungal-type cell wall. Lineage: Eukaryota; Fungi; Ascomycota; Dothideomycetes; Botryosphaeriales; Aplosporellaceae. The transcript has 3 exons. Gene Ontology annotation, biological process: fungal-type cell wall organization. The record is from RefSeq and is a predicted model, not a curated record.